Messenger RNA from Protopterus annectens (West African lungfish), 2941 nucleotides. RefSeq names its product vesicle associated membrane protein 4 (gene VAMP4). The transcript is spliced from 8 exons. Gene Ontology annotation, cellular component: membrane. Lineage: Eukaryota; Metazoa; Chordata; Ceratodontiformes; Protopteridae. Gene Ontology annotation, biological process: vesicle-mediated transport; Golgi ribbon formation. The record is from RefSeq and is a predicted model, not a curated record. Bases 292 to 714 code for a protein of 140 amino acids.
UUUGGAGAUAUUGUAGAAUGCUGGGCUGGCUCACCGGCAGUUUCACGCAGGAGUAGGCGUGGUCAGAGUGAUUGACAAUCGUGUUGGCUGUGAGGCGGAAUAGAAAUGAGCCGGUACACUAUAACAUUGCCUGCCCGAGUCAGAGAAGAUUGUAUAACUAGAAAAAGCAGAGUGGACUUUAUGAGCUUAACAUAAAUGAGGAAUUUUGCAGAAGUAGCAUAAUUCCUGAUCAAUGCAAGCGGUCUUAUUUUUUCUGGACUGAAGAUCUCUUCUUGGUGGUGGUCUACAGACAUGCCUCCAAAGUUUAAACGGCACUUGAAUGAUGAUGAAGUGACUGGCUCAAUCAGGAGUGAACGGAGAAACCUUUUGGAAGAAGAUUCAGAUGAAGAGGAGGAUUUUUUCUUGAGAGGACCUACUGGACCAAAAUUUGGACCAAAAAAUGACAAAAUUAAAAGGGUACAAAACCAGGUGGAUGAAGUUAUCGAUGUGAUGCAGGAGAACAUUACAAAAGUGAUAGAAAGGGGUGAGCGAUUGGAUGAACUGCAGGACAAGUCUGAGAGCUUAUCAGACAGUGCAACAGCAUUCAGUAACCGAGCAAAGCAUCUGAGACAGCAAAUGUGGUGGAAGGAAUGCAAAAUGAAGGCAAUCGUGUCAUUGGUUGUCAUUAUUCUUCUGUUAGUAAUUAUCGUACCCAUUAUUGUGAAUUUUCAUUAAGCAUCUCAGCAAGAGAAAAUGGCACAGCGGAUGGAUGAAGUGAAUUGGAAUUUAAAGUUGCGGUGUUCCAUUCCUAACUUGUCCUGUACAAGAAACUGUCCCUGUGCCCAUGCAGGUGGGGGACCCACAUGUUCAGUGUGAGAGUACGUGAGACUGCUGCACUCUGCCAGUUCCUGCUUAAGUUAAGACUCUUACCCUAAAGUUGUAGGGAGACAUUGAAUAUAUGAUUUUUGUUUUGUUUCAUCAAGUGUGUGACUUUGUGUAUACAUGUAAUUAAGAGCUUGUGUUUGGGGGCUAAAUGGACUGCCCUACCUCAUUACUGUUGCUGCCUUUGGGGUUGUUCUUGGGUAUUACUAUUCAUAGGCCGCUGCACUGUAUACAGAUGUCAAGUGUUUAAAAUCAGUCCAGAAAUCCAUGAAUGGUUACAAGUUGUGAUUGCUGCUUGUAAGUAUCGUAUUUCUGUUUUGUCCUCAUUUGAUUUCGAACAUACCAUGGUACCUAGUGUAGGACAAAGAUAAAAGUAUGGAGAGCAUACUGAAAAUUCUUAAACACACAAUGGUAUCUGCAGCUCCAGUGGCAGAAGGGGGUUUGCUACCCCCUUUUUUUAAUUCCCUAAAGUAAAUCAGAAGGAAAUUUUAGACUAGGUUGAAUCGUCCAGGCACCAGUAACUAAUGACCCUGUGGCUCUCCCUCACUUAAAGUGAAAGUGUGUAGUUUGAGGUAACCAGUUGAAAUGCUACAUUUCUUCAUCUGCUGAAGAACAAGAAUUGCAGAGUUUGUCAAUGCUGUGUGUGCCAUACUCAGAAAAAGCAGUUGUUUUCAUUUAUGAGGCACUGUCAUUGAAGCUGUGUUGCAUCUGUUUUUUCACAACAGUGUGCUGAGAAACAUGGCUUGGGUAAGCACUCGAGGGAUUUAAAAGUGAAUUGUAAUGGAGAUUAUCCAAAAGGAGUCCACAUCUAGUUUUGUUGUACCACAAAGUGUGUGGGCAGAGAAGAUUUGCCUAUAGCAGUGUCUCCUAGCAUAGUGUAUUGAAAGUUUCCGAAGAUGCACUGUUAAUUUUUUUUUUGUUCCUUCCUUUCUCCCUUCUGGACAGAUCACCCCGUUCCUGAUGUUACUUCACUGCAGUCUACCUAGCAGUAUUCUUACCACAGUGCCCACCCUCCAGAAGAGAGAGAUUGCUGGAGUUUCCUGCCAUCAUGGUAGAAUCUGUGUCAUAUGAGUUGUAUGUGGACUACCUUUAGGUCUUGAGGAGGAAUGACAGGUACAAGUGAUGUGACACCUGUCAGUCCAUUUUCUCCAUAAUUCCUGAUGACGAGCAUUGUGUUUUCUUCAUCCUGCUGACCAACAGUGGUGCUCCAUCAAAAUGUGGAGGAAAUGGUCUAAAAUUAGGCUGUACCUACUCCUUGUAGAGAUGACAAGUCUGUGGAUUGUUUCACACAAACUGGCACAUAUCACUUGUCAGAUUCAGCCUUUUGGUGUUUUUUUUAAAGUAUUAGUAUGGUGUAAGCAUUCUUUUCACUGAAACUUUAAUGUUGUAGUUUAUAAUGAAAUCUUGGUCAGUUCAUUUCAGAAAUACGUUGCCAAAUGUUUUAUUAGAUGAAUAGCCUAACCUUUUUCAGAGCUUUCAUCAAAACUGUUAAGAUUUGCAGUUUGCUUUUUUACUUGACACUUGUUUUUAGAUUGAGUUAUAUAUUUUAAUGCUUGAUCUGCAAACCACUGUACGGUAUUCAGGGGCUGCAGGAAUUGCACACCCACCCCAUCUGACUUAGUCACACUGUACUUUUAUUCCCAAAACCUGUUUACUGUCUGUAGCUAAUGGAAAAACACUUGUGCAUGCUGUACAAGGAUUCUUGGACUUCUCUGUGAUGAUGUACCAACUUAAGAUGGAGAGUGUGCUUUGAAACAUUUUCGUCUCUGCAUUGAUCUACAUAUUUUUUAAGUUCAUAGUUUCUCUGUUGUUUUGAAUUAGGUUUCAGUUGUUAAGAUGUAAUGCAAACCGUGGUAGAUGCUAAGAGAAUUUUGAAAGGCACUAUUUUUUUUAAUUUAUUUACUUUUUUUUUGGGGGGGGGCCUCAAAGUCUUUGUGAGUAUGCAGGUUACACUGUUCCAUGCCCAGCUGUGUUAUGUAAUGUUUUGGGGUUAGCAUCGGGGUCUGUAUACCGCAAUAAAGCUAGUCUUUGCUUGUAAAGGACUAACAAAUAUAACAUCAGUAAAAGCAUUACAGAAGUA